ACUAACCAACUACAAAGAGAUGGCAAAAAAUAUUCAAAUGACGUGUAAUUUCAGUAACAUCCAUUCCCUAUAUUAAUGUGAGCUCACAAAACAAUGGAUCUCAUCUCUAACGAAUCCCUAAUCCUUAUCCAAAUUUUAAUCCUAUAAAUAUCAUAGAGAAGAUAGUUUCAUUAGAAUAACAUACACAAUACAAUAUCAAAUUUUCUUCCACAUUUUUAUUAUACGAACAUUUCUUCAUAACUUGGUUUUCCUCCAUAAUCAAAUUCAAUCACGUACAAUGUCUUCUGACCUAUCUGGCAUUCUCCCUCGUGUUCUAAUAGUUUCUAGACGAACCCUUCGCAAGAACAAGUUCGUUGAUUUUGUUGGUGAAUAUCACCUUGAUCUUAUAGUCGGUUAUGGCGCGGUACCCGUCAUAGUUCCACGUGUUUCCGGGGUCCACAUGUUGUUAGAUAGCUUUGAACCAAUCCAUGGUGUGCUUCUAUGUGAAGGAGAAGACAUUGAUCCAUCAUGGUACGAGGAAGACACAUCAUGUCUUUCUCAAGAGGAAUUAGAAGAAAUAAGAAGACUACAUGUGAGUGACACAUCAAUUGACAAAGAAAAAGAUUCAAUUGAAUUAGCACUAGCCAAACUUUGUCUUGAAAGAAAUAUUCCUUACUUGGGAAUUUGUAGAGGGUCACAACUCCUAAAUGUGGCAUGUGGAGGUACUUUAUAUCAAGAUAUAGGAAAAGAGCUUUCAAACAAGGGUUUAGAAGAGAGUGAAAUGGUGAUGCAUAUUAACUAUGAUGAUUAUGAUGGUCAUAGACAUGAGGUAAAAGUUGUUGAAAAUACACCUUUGCAUCAUUGGUUUAAGGAUUCUUUGGAAGAUGAUAAAAUGGACAUUUUGGUUAAUAGCUAUCAUCAUCAAGGUGUUAAGAGACUUGCACAGCGUUUUGUUCCAAUGGCUUUUGCUCCUGAUGGUUUGAUUGAAGGGUUUUAUGACCCUGAUGCUUAUAAUCCAGAAGAGGGUAAGUUUAUUAUGGGAUUGCAGUUUCAUCCCGAGCGGAUGAGGAAAGCUGAUUCAGAUGAAUUUGAUUAUCCGGGAUGCCCCUUUGCUUAUCAGGAAUUUGUAAAGGCAGUUGUUGCUUAUCAGAAGAGGCUGAAUACCUCUGUGCAAAAGCCUCUAAAACUUAAUAAGGAAAUGGAAAACAAAAGGAAAAGUAUAGUGCGUAGUUUCUCACUUGCAAAAGACCUCUACAAUCAUGGCCUUGGUAUGAGCUCCACCAAAGAAUCUGAGCUUCAAGAAGGGGCAGAGUUUCUAGAGUCAAAUACAGCCUUGAGUGUGCAACAAGAGAAAAGGUUAAAGCAAAUGGGUGCAACAGUUAGGAAUGCUGGAUCAUACAUAGAGAGACUGAGGCAGAAUGAGGAAAGAGAAAAAAUGGCAAGAAGCGUGAUGGGAAAAAUGUCAAUGGAACAAUUAUCAGAACUCUUGUCUUUCUAUCACACUAUGGGACAGAUUUGUUCUGAAGUUUUGGAGAAAAAGAUACAUGACAUUGUCAAUGACGUUAGUUUAUUUUCCCCCAAAAAAACCGUCACUGAUAUCGAAAAUCGUCGAAGUCAUCUUAGGCUAGUUGAAGACAUUCUAGAAAACACUACAACAAAUCCUCUUGGUAGCAAUUUGAAAACUGUUACUGAAACCAUUCUUGAAUCCUCUGUUCUAGAAAUGGAACAAGGAUUGGGAAUUGAUGUGUGUUUUUUGUCUCAUGCUUUGAGUUUAUGUGGGUCGAAGCGUGAUUUUUAUGGCGGUAUUCAGUAUCAUUGUUUGGCAAUAAGAAUUGGGUUUAUUGCUAAUGUUUAUGUUGGAAGCUCUUUGAUAAGUUUGUAUAGUAGAUGUGGUUUGUUGGGUGAUGCUUACCGUGUGUUUGAUGAAAUGUCUGUGAGAAAUGUGGUUUCAUGGACUGCGAUUAUUGCUGGGUUUGCGCAGGAAUGGCGUGUUGAUAUGUGUUUGGAGCUUUUUCGUCGGAUGAGGGGUUUGGAAUUGAAGCCAAAUUAUUUUACUUAUACGAGUCUGCUUAGUGCUUGUAUGGGUAGUGGAGCACUUGGACAUGGGAGAGGUGUUCAUUGUCAGAUAAUUCAAAUGGGUUUUCAUUGUUAUCUUCAUGUUGAAAAUGCUCUUAUUGCUAUGUAUUCCAAAUGUGGGGUAAUUGUUGAUGCUUUGUACAUAUUUGAAAACAUGGUGAGUAAGGAUGUUGUGACGUGGAAUUCUAUGAUUGUUGGGUAUGCGCAUCAUGGGCUUGCAGAAGAGGCAUUUAGUCUCUUUGAUGAGAUGAUAAAACAAGGUGUUAAUCCAGAUGCUGUGACUUUCCUUGGCAUCUUAUCCUCGUGUCGGCAUGGAGGUCUUGUUAAAGAAGGUCAAGUUUACUUUAGUUCCAUGGUUGAUCAUGGUUUGCAGCCAGAAUUAGAUCAUUAUUCUUGUAUUGUAGAUCUUCUUGGUCGGGCCGGUUUGCUUCUUGAGGCUCUUGAUUUCAUCCAAAAUAUGCCUGUUUGUCCUAACGCUGUGAUAUGGGGUUCCCUACUUUCUUCCUCUAGACUUCAUGGAAAUGUUUGGAUUGGCAUCCGAGCAGCCGAGAGCAGGUUAUCGUUGGAACCAGGUUGCUCAUCGACACUUCUACAGCUGGCAAAUCUGUAUGCUAGUGUUGGUUGGUGGAAUCAAGUUGCAAGAGUGCGACAAUUGAUGAAAGACAAAGGUCUAAAACCAAAUCCUGGUUGCAGUUGGAUUGAAGUUAAAAACAAAGUCCAUAGAUUUGAAUCACAAGACAAGUCAAACAGCAGAAUGAAUGGCAUUCUUUUGAUAAUGGAUAGUCUGGGGCAGAAACAGAGAAAAAAUGCUUUCUGGUCAGUGAAACAUCUUUCGUGGAUGACAGGAAAUUCUAGAAGCAAUGCAAGCAAUAUGUACUUUGCAAAAUUUCUUGAAAAUCCUUCAUUUGAGUCUUAUACUUGCAUAUACAACGUUGUUGUUGCAGGAAUUUUAGUUCUAUGCUCUCUCAGAAUGCCUUCCUUGUUUAUUAUCCUCCAUUUUCUUCAGUUCAUAAUCCUUUUGAAACUGAUUCAGAUACCUUUAUGUUUGAGCACAAAUGAAGGUUGUGAGAAUCUGUUUAAUUGUGGAAAUAUAAAACAAAUUGGUUUUCCUUUCUGGGGAGAGGAUCGACCAAAAGAGUGUGGCCACCCUUUGUUGAAUCUCAAUUGCACAAACAAUACCAGCUACAUAACAAUCAAUGAAGUCAAGUAUAAUGUUUUAGAAGCCAAACCUGAUGAACAUACUUUGAGAAUCACCAAAGAGGACUAUUUGCAAGGACUAUGUCCAACAAAACUUGUCAACACAACAUUAGACCCCGACCUCUUUGUUUAUGGUCCUGACUACAAUAAUCUUACACUCUUCUAUGGUUGUCCACCUUCAAUUACUUUCCCUUUGAACGGGCGCUUUCUAUGUCCUUCAAAUGGAUAUUCUGAUGAAUUUGUUUAUACUUGGUUUGGGUAUAAUCUUGAUCCUCAAGCUUUUUCAUGCCGAGAAAGUAUGGUUGUUCCAGUCUUGAAUUCGUUGAUUGCUGUUGGUGAUUUGACUAGAAUACGAAGUGCAAUCGGAGGUGAAUUUGUGGUGAGAUGGAUAGCUGGUAUUCAAGAUUGUGAGAAGUGUCAAAAAUCAGGUGGAUUUUGUGGUUAUAACUGGACUUCAAGGCAAACAACCUGUUACUGUGGAGACCAACCUUGUUCUAAUGAACCUCCACAAUCUCAAGAAUCUCCAUCUUCAGACUGCAACGAAGCUUUUGAAUGCGGAAGUAGCAGCAUCACAAACCUCAAGUAUCCAUUCUGGGGAAAUAACAGAGAAGAGCGUUGUGGUAGUGUUUCUGAUCCUAAUAUGGAGCUUACAUGCGAAGAAAGUGUUCCAAAGAUAACCAUCAAUGACGUCAAAUACCGUAUUCUUGAAUGGGACAAUACAACACAGAAACUCACAGUCGCUAGAGACGAUUACUGGGGUGGUAUUUGUACUGUGAGUGUGAGUGUGAGUGACAAGCCUAAUAACAGCACAUUUGAGAGCGCUGACCAGUUUCAACCUUAUGGUAGUGUUUCUUCUCAACUAAAUCUGUUAUACAAUUGUGAUACAACUGUAUUGAAUGUGGUUUAUAGUGCCAACUGCGGAGGUAAUAUUGAAGUUGUGUACACCCUUUCGGAUCCUCGUUCGCUCUCACUCACAUGCAAUCUGAGUGUUAUUAUUGCGAUUCCAAUUUCGGUAACAAGAAUUACAAAUCUUGAUGAUAUAAACGAAGCAUUACAAGGCGGUUUUGAUUUGAGGUGGAUGGGAAAUUAUGCAGAUUGCCAGAGGUGUGUUGAUUCUGGUGGUGCGUGUGGCAACAAUGGAACUGAAUUCAGAUGUUUCUGCAAUGAUGGAGCUUAUACAGAUAUAUGUGGUUCACGGAAGGCCCCAACCUCAAUUUUCAUUUGCAUCAAUUCAAUACUACUAGUAUACUUUAAAACUCAUCAAACUCACAUCAACUUGGCAAAAUCCUAUUUCAGUGUCCAAAUCCUUUGUUUCUCCACAAAUCCAUUUUUACUAAAGAUGCAACUUCUUCAUCCAAGCAUCUUCUCAUUCUUGAUCACAACCAUAAUCCUAAUCAAAAUCCCAACAUCAUCUUGUGCUGAUAAUUUGCAGCAGUACAAUAAAUGCAGUUCUUUAUUUGACUGUGCAAACCUAAAAAACUUGAGGUAUCCUUUCUGGGGAUCAAGUAGACCACAAUAUUGUGGCCACCCUUCUUUUGAGCUACAAUGCAAAGAUGAAUUAGCAAGCAUUACCAUUAUGUCACAAAAUUAUAAAAUUCUUGAAGUCAGUGAUUCAGAUCAUAGACUCAAAGUUGUUAGAACUGAUUAUUGGAACAAUGUUUGUCCCACCAGCCUUAAAAACACAACAUUAGAUUGCACUUUCUUCGAUUAUGGUUCGGAUUCUCAUAAUUUGACACUCUACUAUGAUUGUCCUCACACCCCAUUUCUUAUGCCAGAUAGCUUUUCCCCGCAGUUUAACUGUAGUAUAAAUGGAACUCAAAUGGUUAAUUAUUUUAUGUUGGAGAGCGUUGCUGAUAAUGCCGAGAGUUUGGAUUCGUUUAGUGAGACACUGAGAACAUGCAAAUCUAGAGUGGUUGUUCCAUUUUUGGAGUCAGAGGCUGAAAGGGUCGCAACAAAUUCAAGUGUGGAAAAUUUGAAGGAUGUUAUUGAUAAUGGUUUUGGGGUGGAGUGGAAUGCAAAUAAUAGUUUGUGCCAUGAGUGUCAAAGUUCUGGUGGACACUGUGGUUAUGAGUCAAGUUCAAGGGAAUUCACUUGCUUUUGCAAGGAUGGAUCCUUUCCACAUUCAUGUAGCUCAGGAAACAAAAUUAUGUUGUCCUUGUCCCUCUCUUCUCCCAUCAUCACCUUCAUCAUCUUCUUCAUCUUCUAUCUCCGUCAUACGACAUCUUUACCCUCUCAUGCAUCACUCUCUAGCUGCAACAACACCACCUUCAACUGUGGCCACAUAACCAAACUUUCCUACCCUUUCACCGGUGGCGACCGUCCUUCCUACUGUGGGCCACCACAGUUUCACCUGAACUGCAAAAACAAUGUUCCAGAGUUGAACAUUUCCUCAGUUAGUUACCGAGUUCUUCAAGUCAACUCGGUAACUCAUUCUCUCACCUUAGCAAGAUUAGACCUUUGGAAUGAAACAUGCACCCAUCAUUAUGUUAACUCAACUUUUGGUGGAACUAGCUUUAGCAACGGUUUGGGAAACAGUAAAAUUACUUUGUUUUAUGGGUGCCAACCCACUUCAUUAUUCACCGAAAAGCCACAUAAUUUGUUUUACUGUGAUAGUAAUGGAUAUAAGAACAAUUCAUAUACUUUGAUUGGUCCAUUUCCUUUAGACCCAGUUCUUAAGUUUGUUCAAUGUGAUUAUGGUGUUGGGGUGCCAAUUCUUGAAGAGCAAGCUAAUAGGUUUGCUGGUAAUCGUUCUUUGCUUAGGGAGGUUUUGAUGGAAGGGUUUAAUGUGAAUUAUAACAACCCUUUUGAGAAUGAUUGUCUUGAGUGUAUUAGUUCUGGUGGCCAACAAUGUGGGUUUGAUUCUGAUGAAAACGAACAUAUUUGUAUUUGUGGUAAUGGGUUGUGUCCUUCAGGUAAUAGCUCUACCAAUGGCGGUCUAAUAGGUGGCGUAGUUGGAGGAGUUGCAGCUCUUUGCCUUCUUGGCUUUGUUGCAUGCUUUGUGGUGCGGCGAAGGAGGAAAAAUGCCAAGAAACCAAUAAGCAAUGACCUGUACAUGCCUCCUUCAAGCACUACCUCAGGCACAAACACCGGCACUCUAACCUCCACCACUAAUUCGUCUCAGAGUAUUCCUUCUUACCCCUCUUCCAAAACCAGCACAAUGCCAAAGAGUUUCUACUUUGGUGUCCAGGUAUUUACCUAUGAAGAACUAGAAGAAGCUACUAACAAUUUCCACACUUCUAAAGAACUUGGAGAGGGAGGUUUCGGCACUGUUUACAAAGGUGAUCUCAAAGAUGGACGCGUGGUUGCAGUUAAACGCCAUUACGAAAGCAAUUUUAAACGUGUGGCGCAAUUCAUGAAUGAAGUUGAGAUUCUAGCACGCUUAAGGCAUAAGAACCUGGUGACACUCUAUGGAUGCACCUCCAAACAUAGCAGAGAGCUUCUCCUUGUUUAUGAAUACAUAUCAAAUGGAACAGUAGCUGAUCAUCUUCAUGGGGACCGAUCAAGCUCCUGUUUGCUUCCUUGGUCUGUAAGAUUGGACAUUGCAUUAGAAACAGCUGAGGCACUAGCCUAUCUCCAUGCAUCGGAUGUCAUGCACCGUGAUGUUAAAUCGAAUAACAUUCUCCUAGACGAAAAAUUCCAUGUUAAGGUUGCUGAUUUCGGUCUUUCAAGGUUGUUUCCGAACGAUGUCACACAUGUAUCAACAGCUCCACAAGGAACACCUGGUUAUGUUGAUCCUGAGUACUAUCAGUGUUACCAACUCACAGACAAAAGUGAUGUUUAUAGCUUCGGCGUAGUCUUGGUCGAGCUUAUAUCAUCAUUACAAGCCGUGGAUAUUACCAGGCAUCGCAACGAUGUGAACUUAGCUAACAUGGCCGUCAAUAAAAUUCAGAGCCAAGAAUUGUAUGAUUUGGUUGAUCCUAAUCUUGGAUAUGAAAAGGACAAUUCUGUGAAGAGGAUGACAACAGCAGUGGCUGAAUUGGCAUUUAGGUGUUUGCAGCAACAAAGAGACCUGCGACCUUCAAUGGAUGAGAUUGUGGAGGUAUUGCGAGCAAUCAAGAGUGAUGAACCUGAAACACAGGAAUCAAAAGUAUUGGAUGUUGUUGUCAGAACAGAUGAGCUUGUACUUCUGAAGAAGGGUCCUUACCCAACUUCACCAGAUUCUGUUGCUGAAAAAUGGGUUAGCGGCUCUUCUACAUCUACUUCUUCAUAGGUUCUAAGAUUUCAUUUUUCUUUUGGCGAGGACUUAGAUUUUAGAUGGUAAAAUGUAAAACUACUCUACUGGUUUCAAUGAGCUAGUUCAGAAGUCAUUUUGGCCUUCAAAUAUCUUUUCUUCUAAAAGCUUAUGUGUUUUUACAGUAUUAUUUUUUGCAUGUAUGAUAAUAGUAUUACUAUUAGUAGCUGUCUCAGAGUUAGAAAUAAUAUAAACUUUCAGUGUAAAUAUUCCAAUAUUUUAGUUUGUUUGAUGUAUUUGAAAUAUAUAUACAUAGUAAUUUAAUUGUUACUUUUUUGUUA
Molecule: messenger RNA, 7764 nt
Organism: Medicago truncatula (barrel medic)
Lineage: Eukaryota; Viridiplantae; Streptophyta; Magnoliopsida; Fabales; Fabaceae
Exons: 13
Coding region: 278-7462 (2394 amino acids)
Biological process (GO): protein phosphorylation
Molecular function (GO): hydrolase activity; protein binding; protein kinase activity
Source: RefSeq, a predicted model, not a curated record